Messenger RNA from Sinocyclocheilus grahami, 688 nucleotides. RefSeq names its product actin-like. The record is from RefSeq and is a predicted model, not a curated record. Lineage: Eukaryota; Metazoa; Chordata; Actinopteri; Cypriniformes; Cyprinidae. The transcript is spliced from 4 exons. Bases 19 to 654 code for a protein of 211 amino acids.
GUUCCUGUUGUGUGUUAGAUGAGUGAUUAUAAGACGCCCAUCGUGCUGGACACUGGCUCCGGUCUGAUAAAGGCUGGGUUUGCAGACCAGGACCUUCCAACUACAGUGUUCCCCACCGUCAUCGGCCGUCCCAAAUAUGAGGACGUAAUGAACGGCAGUGUGGACCGAGAGCUGUAUGUGGGGCAUGACGCGCAGCACAUGAGAGGAGUGCUAGUCCUGAAGUAUCCCAUCAGAAACGGCAUCGUGAGCAGCUGGGAUGAGAUGGAGAUGAUCUGGCAUCACGCGUUCCAGCAGCUGUGUGCGUCUCCUGAGGAUCAUCCGGUGCUGCUGACCGAGGCUGCCAUGAACCCGCUGCAGAACCGCCAGCGCUCGGUGGAGCUGAUGUUUGAGGCCUUCAGUGUCCCGCUCGCCUUCGUGGCCCUGCAGGCUGUUCUGGCGCUCUACGCCUCGGGACGAACCACCGGGGUGGUGCUGGACUCUGGGGACGGCGUCAGUCACAGUGUUCCAGUGUUCGAGGGUUACUGUCUGCCUCACGCCGUGCAGCGCUUUGACUUGGCCGGAUCCCACGUCACCCUGCAGCUCCAGAAGGUGCACAGGAGCACUGCUCAUUACCAUACCAUAACUACUCAUGCACCUCAAUUAGGCCAACUGUAGGGCCAAAAUCACUUGACGCUUCAUUCGCGUUUCU